CAGCCGAACUGGAAAACCCGCUCCCUUCUUCCCAUUUCCCUUUGUUAUCAACCACAUCAUCCCCCUCCUUUAGCACAAUGCGGCAGUGCUCAAAACCUCGUCGCCGCCGCAGUGUCUUGGAAGCUAUCACACUUGUUGCCUGCUUCCCGGUCUGGUUCUCUAUCGGCGUUGCACUGUUGGCUUACGACAGGAGUAUAGUUCCGGGAUAUAAAAAGGUGAAAGACAGAAUUGUACAUUCGCAGAGGUGGCAGCUUUGGAAGAGAAGGAGGGAGUUUCCGAAUGUGAUGACGAAAGGGAGGGGGAGGAGAAGAUCGAUUUCUUCAUCACCACCACAGCUAAGUUAUAUGGGUUUCAAAUUGGGGAAGAGGAAAGCGAGGGCUAGGGGGGGUGGCUUCGUUCCGGGAUUGUUGAGACUGCCAACGGAAAUCAGGCAGAUGAUUUGGGGACUGGUGUUUGACGGCGAGAUGAGGAUUCAUAUCGAGGUUCGAGAAAGGCGAAUUAUUGCAAUGCGUUGCGAAGACCCUGUUAAAGAGGAUGAAGGCUGGGUGAAAACGUGUGCGUGCCAGGAAGCAACGUGGGUAGUCCUCCACGCGGAUGGAAACGAGACUGAGUAUCCGAAACAAGGGAUAAGGGCGCUACCGCUCCUUCUCACUUGCCGGCCUAUGUAUACGGAUAUCUUGGAUUAUGUGUACAGAACCUCAACAUUCGUGUUCCACCGGCCAGAAACCCUGCUUGUCUUCUCCCACUCCAUCCCACAAUCUCAUUCCCAAAGUCUAACAAAAAUUCACUUCGACUCCCGAACUCACUCUUAUGCCGGUUCCGCGCGAACGCACCCAUCAUUCGUGCACACUCUAGAUCACCUUCCGGUUCCUAUCCGCAAAGCCCACAAAUCCGCCCUUUCCGCUCAAUGCUUACCCUUCACUGUUGAAAACGCACACUUCAAAAACGUUAAAUUUGAAAAACUCCAACCGAGUACCUGGGGCGCUAUGUGUGAAGCACUCACCUCCUUGAGCGGUUUGAGGGAAUUGAGGAUCAGUCUGAACUGGUCUCAACAGGCCGUAUACGGUAAUUUGGGCCCAGUUAGGGAGGGUUUACAAAUGAGGGUUGAGGCCAAUUGGAUGGGGAAGGGGAGUAGGGGUGAGGAGGAGAAACUGGGGUUUGUUGUGGAGAGGAUGGUUAGGGAGAGGCAACAGUAUCAUUGGAUGGGUGCUUUGACUUGA
Lindgomyces ingoldianus is the source of this 1220-nucleotide messenger RNA. RefSeq lists its product as uncharacterized. The transcript is spliced from 4 exons. Lineage: Eukaryota; Fungi; Ascomycota; Dothideomycetes; Pleosporales; Lindgomycetaceae. The record is from RefSeq and is a predicted model, not a curated record. Bases 78 to 1220 code for a protein of 380 amino acids.